AUGUACUUCAUUGAAAAGUACAAGGAAGCCUCUCUACAAGUGGACAUUGUUCCAAGCCAGGGGGAGAUCAGCGUUGGAGAGUCUAAGUUCUUCUUAUGUCAAGGGGCAGGGGAGGCCAAAUACAAAGACAUUUCCUGGUUUUCCCCUAAUGGCGAGAAGCUGACGCCGAACCAGCAACGCAUCUCAGUGGUGCGAAAUGAUGACUUGUCCUCCACCCUCACCAUCUACAACGCCAACAUUGAUGAUGCUGGCAUCUAUAAAUGUGUUGUCAGUAGCGUGGAGGAGGGAGACUCCGAGGCCACCGUCAAUGUGAAAAUUUUCCAAAAGCUGAUGUUCAAGAAUGCUCCCACUCCUCAGGAAUUCAAGGAAGGGGAUGAUGCUGUGAUUGUGUGUGAUGUGGUCAGCUCACUGCCUCCUACCAUCAUCUGGAAGCACAAAGGCAGGGACGUUAUCCUAAAAAAAGAUGUUCGAUUUAUAGUCCUGUCCAACAACUACCUGCAGAUCCGGGGAAUCAAGAAAACAGAUGAAGGGACAUACCGCUGUGAGGGCCGGAUUUUGGCUCGUGGGGAGAUCAACUUCAAAGAUAUUCAGGUCAUCGUAAAUGUACCUCCUUCUGUGCGCGCCAGGCAGAGCACUAUGAACGCCACUGCCAACCUCAGCCAGUCUGUCACCUUAGCAUGUGAUGCUGAUGGCUUUCCUGAGCCAACCAUGACAUGGACAAAGGAUGGAGAGCCAAUAGAACAGGCUGAUGAUGAAGAGAAAUACAGUUUUAACUACGAUGGGUCCGAGCUCAUCAUCAAGAAGGUGGAUAAGAACGACGAAGCAGAAUACAUCUGCAUCGCUGAGAACAAGGCUGGCGAGCAGGAUGCCACCAUUCAUCUCAAAGUCUUUGCGAAACCCAAAAUCACCUAUGUGGAGAACAAAACAGCCAUGGAGCUGGAGGAUCAGAUUACGCUGACCUGUGAGGCAUCUGGGGACCCAAUCCCUUCCAUCACUUGGAGAACUUCCACACGGAACAUCAGCAAUGAAGAGAAGACCCUGGAUGGGCGCAUCGUAAUUCGUAGCCAUGCCCGGGUGUCGUCCCUGACUCUCAAAGAAAUUCAGUACACAGAUGCCGGAGAAUAUGUAUGCACAGCCAGCAACACCAUCGGGCAGGACUCCCAAGCCAUGUACCUUGAAGUGCAGUAUGCCCCCAAGCUUCAGGGCCCUGUGGCUGUCUAUACCUGGGAAGGCAAUCAAGUGAACAUCACCUGUGAGGUAUUUGCUUACCCCAGUGCUGUCAUCUCCUGGUUCCGGGAUGGACAGCUGCUUCCCAGCUCAAACUACAGCAACAUCAAGAUCUACAACACUCCCUCAGCAAGCUACCUGGAGGUGACACCAGACUCUGAAAAUGACUUUGGGAACUAUAACUGCACUGCUGUGAACCGCAUUGGCCAGGAGUCCUCAGAGUUCAUUCUUGUGCAGGCAGAUACUCCGUCCUCUCCUUCCAUUGACAGAGUGGAACCCUAUUCCAGUACUGCCCAGGUGGAAUUUGAUGAGCCUGAAGCUACCGGCGGGGUGCCCAUCCUCAAGUACAAAGCAGAGUGGAGGGCACUGGGAGAGGGAGAAUGGCAUUCAAGGUUGUAUGAUGCAAAAGAAGCAAAUGUGGAGGGUGUGAUCACUAUUACUGGCCUGAAACCUGAAACAACCUACUCUGUGAGACUGUCUGCAGUCAAUGGCAAGGGUGUGGGUGAGAUCAGCCUGCCAUCCGACUUCAAGACACAGCCAGUUCGCAUCCCUCACUCACCAAGUACUGCUGCACCCACCUCCCGUUUAGCAGAGA
Molecule: messenger RNA, 1822 nt
Organism: Pelecanus crispus (Dalmatian pelican)
Lineage: Eukaryota; Metazoa; Chordata; Aves; Pelecaniformes; Pelecanidae
Source: RefSeq, a predicted model, not a curated record